GUCUCAUCAGUCUCGAUGCAUCCUGUACGCGACAUUCACCUGGAAAGGCUAAACCAUGCUUGUAGAAACAUCUACGAUAUCAAGGAUAGCGGAGUUCCUGAUGUGACCGCGCGUAUGCGUAUAAACGAGGAGGUCUCCAAAGUCCUUGGGGUUCUCCGCCGCGGCACGCUGCAGAACAUAAUACUCGCACACGAGCCGCCCACCGCCAUGCCGUUGCUCGAGUUCGUCUCUCACGAGGACUGGGAUGCGCGUGCUGAUCUCGUUGGCCAAACGCUGGCUUGCUCUGGCCUGCUCUGUAAUCUAUCCUUCAUCCUUCACCGUCAUGACUUAUGCCCCUUCGACGCACGCUUCUUCCUCGCUGCAUUCGCUUGGAUGGACUACCUCACGCCUCCAACUCGUAUUGCAGACCUAGCGUCGGCCGAUGCAGGCAUACGGUCCUUUUACAUCGCGACUGUCUCUCACAUUUGCGUGUCGUUCCUGCAGGGUUUCGCACAGUUUCUGCCGCAGGAGCGAGUGCGCGAGGUCAUGCAUUCCGGUGACGAGCGCGCUACGGAUGUCAUGGCCCGGCUCUGGAUGAGCUGGCCGGAUAUCCUCGGCCAUCUAGACGCCUCGCCCGAUCCAACGGAAAAGAAAUCGGUCAUCUACGGCUCCAUCCUCGUACUCCCCACACACUACAAUCAGGUGGAGAGUGAUAGCGCUCUUCGCCGUAGAGUCGUUGACAGCAUCAUGGUCGUCACGAACCGCCGACCUCGUCGCUUCUUUCGCGUCUACGCCCACCACAUCCGCUACACCAUUCAACAUCCAUUCGAAAACGACGAGCAGAAGGUCAUGAAUAGCAUCAUUCGGGCCCUCGAUCUACUCUCGAAAGAGACGCGACUGAAUCUGUCUGGACGGCUCCCGCGAAAACUCGUGUCAGCGGUCAUAGACUGCCUUCUACACCAUAUCCGUCUGGCGCCCUCGGCUAUUGUCUGGCGUAUGGCUUGGAAAUGUCUAGCGGGCAUGUGCCUACGGGAUGCACAUAACUUCACCCACGCCAUCGAGUUCGGCCUGCUAGGGUGCAUGGUCAUCGUCCGCACCACGGUGCCGGAGAUGCCCUUGCUCUCUGAGAUGUAUCGCGUGUUCGGCGAUCUGAGCCAGACGCCCCGCGCCCUGCGCGCCUUCCGCAUAGCACACUCGCGUUCUUCUGCUCUACGCGAGGUCUGGCUCUACAAUGAUCAGGAGUCAAGUAUUGCGAAGACUUACGAAUACUACGAGCACGUCUUGGAUCAGGCUGACAAGUCCUGGGCGCAGACAGCUACAUGUUGCAACGCGGCAUGUCCAUUGGCAGGAGGACAAGCAGAUGCUCUGCGCUCCUGUUCGUGCGGGGACGCACUGUACUGCUCUGAGGCAUGCCAGCGCGCGCACUGGGUCGAUGGGCAUACCAUAGAGUGCGCGAGUCGCCAUCCAGACGUACUUGGGACACUCUCUUCGAAGGAGCUCAACUACUUGAUCGCGGAGGCGCGCGUCGUACUCCAAAAUCUCUUUGAUGGCCUGCCCGCUGAGCCAGCUGAGCCUGGGUCCGCGCUCAAGGUCUUCGUCGACACGAGAAUUCGUGAGAACGGCUGGCCUUCGCUGGACGUGAGCAAGGAGAAGGCCCUCUCCCGCGCCGAGGAGUCCCCUCGCGUGGCCGUCGACAUCGUGUUCGAACAGGGAGACGAUCUGCGUAUACGGCGCAUCUGGUUCCUACCAGAACGGUACGCUGGCUACGUACGGCACUCGUACAGGUUAUUAUCGCAGGCGUUUUUCGAGGGUCGUCGUCAUCAGGAGCCACCACGUCUGGCGAAUCUGACACCUAGGGAGCGUCUGUUCGGUCGCAGUGAAGGUACCACCCGGUGGUAUCCCCAGGACGUGCGAUAGACGCGCCGCCGUUGUACUGAGCUCGAUGUACCUCACACAUGGGUUGUCGGCGUAUUCCAAGGCGCCGCGCGAGAUUAACCCGUACUGCAC
This is a messenger RNA of Schizophyllum commune H4-8, 1986 nucleotides long. RefSeq lists its product as uncharacterized. The coding region runs from base 16 to 1896 and encodes 626 amino acids. NCBI's taxonomy places the organism in Eukaryota, Fungi, Basidiomycota, Agaricomycetes, Agaricales, Schizophyllaceae. The record is from RefSeq and is a predicted model, not a curated record. The transcript is spliced from 4 exons.